Messenger RNA from Osmerus eperlanus (European smelt), 4983 nucleotides. RefSeq names its product LARGE xylosyl- and glucuronyltransferase 1 (gene large1). Gene Ontology annotation, biological process: protein O-linked glycosylation via mannose. Gene Ontology annotation, cellular component: Golgi apparatus. The transcript is spliced from 15 exons. NCBI's taxonomy places the organism in Eukaryota, Metazoa, Chordata, Actinopteri, Osmeriformes, Osmeridae. The coding region runs from base 788 to 3046 and encodes 752 amino acids. Gene Ontology annotation, molecular function: xylosyltransferase activity; glucuronosyltransferase activity. The record is from RefSeq and is a predicted model, not a curated record.
GGGAAGAAAGGAGUGCUGUGUGUGUCGAGGCCGUCUCGAAAGUGGAACACAAUCACUGCUGCUGAAAUGACCGACCAGACGAAUGAUACAUGCUUGUUUUGAGCGGAUGUGCGUAUCUGGAUACAAGACGACUAAAUAUGAUGUAGCGGAUCUCGAGAAGGGACCCUUCAAGUCGAUUUUCCCCGAUGUCGAAGGUGCCGCAUUUCUUGUUGCUCUGGUCCGUAUCUGGCUGCUGGUCACAAUAAUAGAAAUACACAUUGGUAUUGAUAAGAGUGGAGUGCGGCGAAGACAGGGGAAGAAGCCGAGUGCUGUGUCGCGACGCAAGUGAGAAGUAUCUCUCUGAGAUAAAGUCCUUAUCGGGGCCCAUGCGUCUGUAGAGACAUUGAUGGUGCUAGUUCUCGUUAGCUUGUGCUAACAUCAGCGGCAAGCUUGCUUUAUGAAGUGGACACUCCAGCACGGGAAAAUGCAUUGAGAUUUCCCAAACUAAAUCAAACAAGUAGGCAUUGGAACAACUUCUGAUCUUACGUAAAGCAUGGCCAUGGUUUUAAUGUAGACUACCACCAUUUCGCCAAACACUGAGUUUUCACUGAAUUAAGUAGCCUGCCACCCGUGGAAUCUAGCCUGAUUAUGUUCUGAAUAGGCUGCUUCAUCGUCGCCUGGUUCGGGAUAAGAAGAUCAACGGUUAAGACCAUCUGCCACCAGACAGUACAAUGCAUUGUCCUGGCCAACAGCUGCUGCCAACAUAGAGGUCACCCAGCCUCACUUUCUAACGGUUUCCCCCCAGAGGAUGCUGGGAAUGUGUCGCGGACGCAGAAAGUUCCUGGCGGCCUCGCUCGCCCUGCUCUUCAUCCCGGCCCUCACCUGGCUCUAUCUGUCGGCCGGGAACUUUCAAGUGAAGCCCCUCCUCCUGUCGCCCCUGGAGCCCCAGGCGUCCACGCUGGUGGGCGGGCCCGGGGAGCGCCAGGCUCUGGAGCUGCGGGUCCGAGAGGUGGAGGAGGAGAACCGCGCCCUGCGCAAGGAGCUCAGCAAGCCGCCGCAGGCCCGUCCUCACCACGGCAACCACCACGGCAACCAGUCCCGGACCCACUCGGAGGAGGGCACGGGGGAUAACGAGGGAAUGAAGUCGGGCGCCGCGGGCAACGGCUCGGACUGUGCACAGCAGCCGCCUGUGGAUAAGUGCGAGACCAUUCACGUGGCCAUCGUGUGUGCGGGCUACAACGCCAGCCGGGAUGUGGUGACGCUGGUCAAGUCUGUCCUCUUCCACAGGCGGAACCCUCUUCACUUCCAUUUCAUCACUGACUCCAUCGCCCAGCAGAUCCUGGCCUCCCUGUUCCACACCUGGAUGGUGCCCGCCGUCCGCGUGGACUUCUACGAUGCUGACGAGCUGAAGUCGGAGGUGUCGUGGAUCCCCAACAAGCACUACUCGGGGAUCUACGGCCUUAUGAAGCUGGUCCUGACCAAGACGCUGCCGUCCGACCUGCAGCGGGUCAUCGUCCUCGACACGGACAUCACCUUCGCCACCGACAUCGCCGAGCUGUGGGCUGUCUUCCACAAGUUCAAAGGUCAGCAGGUUUUGGGCCUGGUGGAGAACCAGAGCGACUGGUACCUGGGGAACCUGUGGAAGAACCACCGUCCCUGGCCGGCACUGGGAAGAGGCUUCAACACAGGGGUGAUUCUGCUGCUCCUGGACCGCCUGAGGAAGCUGAGAUGGGAGCAGAUGUGGAGACUGACGGCAGAGAGGGAGCUGAUGAGCAUGUUGUCCACCUCACUGGCUGAUCAGGACAUCUUCAACGCUGUGAUCAAACAGAACCCCUUCCUGGUGCACCAGCUGCCCUGCUUCUGGAACGUCCAGCUGUCGGACCACACCCGCUCCGAGAAGUGCUACAAAGACGUGUCCGACCUCAAGGUGAUCCACUGGAACUCCCCUAAGAAGCUGCGGGUGAAGAACAAGCACGUGGAGUUCUUCCGGAACCUCUACCUGACCUUCCUGGAGUACGACGGCAACCUCCUCCGCCGGGAGCUGUUCGGCUGCCCCAGCGAGACGGACCACAACAGCGAGAACCUCCAGAAGACCCUGUCGGAGCUGGACGAGGACGACCCGUGCUACGAGUUCCGGCGGGAGCGCUUCACCGUGCACCGCACGCACCUCUACUUCCUCCACUACGAGUAUGAGCCCAGCGCCGACCACACCGACGUCACGCUGGUGGCCCAGCUGUCCAUGGACAGGCUCCAGAUGCUGGAGGCCAUCUGCAAGCACUGGGAGGGCCCCAUCAGCCUGGCCCUCUACCUGUCGGACGCCGAGGCGCAGCAGUUCCUGCGCUACGCCCAGGGCUCCGAGGUGCUGAUGGGCCGCGGCAACGUGGGCUACCACGUCGUCUACAAGGAGGGCCAGUUCUACCCCGUCAACCUGCUGAGGAACGUGGCCAUGCGCCACGUCAACACGCCCUACAUGUUCCUGUCCGACAUCGACUUCCUGCCCAUGUACGGCCUCUACGAGUACCUCAGGAAGUCGGUGGUGCAGCUGGACAUGGGCAACACCAAGAAGGCCCUGGUGGUGCCGGCCUUCGAGACGCUGCGCUACCGCCUGUCCUACCCCAAGUCUAAAGCGGAGCUGCUCACCCAGCUGGACAUGGGCACGCUCUUCACCUUCAGGUAUCACGUGUGGACCAAGGGCCACGCCCCCACCAACUUUGCCAAGUGGCGGACGGCCACCACCCCGUACAGGGUGCAGUGGGAGGCCGACUUCGAGCCCUACGUCAUGGUGCGCAGGGACAGCCCCGAGUACGACCGCAGGUUCGUGGGCUUCGGCUGGAACAAGGUGGCCCACAUCAUGGAGCUGGACGCUCAGGAGUACGAGUUCGUGGUCCUGCCCAACGCCUACAUGAUCCACAUGCCCCACGCGCCCAGCUUCGACAUCACCAAGUUCCGCUCCAACAAGCAGUACCGCGUCUGCCUCAAGACCCUCAAGGAGGAGUUCCAGCAGAACAUGUCCCGGCGCUACGGCUUCGCCGCGCUCAAAUACAUGACGGCGGAAAACAACAGCUAGCCACCACUGCAAACCCUCUCUCCCCCCGACUAGGAAGGGAGCGGGGGGUGGGGGGGAGAGAGGGGGGCUCCGUGCGGGGGAGCCUCUUGGAGCUUUCAGACUUCCACCGGAGACCGGAGGCAUGGCGCCCUGGCUCUGCAAGUGACCUCUGACCCUUCGAGAGGGAACCGUGAGGUCACCGCGCCUAAACUUUUGUCUCACCCGAUGGGAGUGAAGUGCAAUCCAGGACUUUUUUUGUUGUUGUUCAUUUUCUUCAUCCCCCCCUCCUCCCUCCCCCCUGGGUAGAGAAAGCCUGGUUCGAAGCGUUGACACGGUGGACUGGUUUCCUCGUGUGAGCGGUCUAGCUCGGUUACAGGUUGUUCCUGGCGUGGAGCGACUCCGCAGCAGAGGAGGAGCAGCUCAUCGCACAGACGGGGGAGGAAACCGGACGCCGCCGCAGGCGAACGGAGAGUGACGGACAGGCUAGCGUUAGCCUCGGAAAGCAGACAUGAGUUGCCUUGCCAUAUCAGAGACUAAGUGUCAACUGCUGUGUGCCGGGCUAUGUAAUGUGUGUGUGUGUGCGCGCGAUUGCCUCCAGGACAAUGCUUAGCAAAAAGCGUGGGGAGACUUGAGCGUAAAGCUUUGGAGUAUAGCUGGCUCACAUUUGUGUCCACACGUUGGCGAAUCAGAACGUCUUUCUUUCUUUCUUUUUCGUUGUCGUGCCAAUAUGAAAUAGCAAUGAUUUGACUGACGGCACACCCCCAGAAUCACUCUCAAGGGAAUGCAAACACUGUACGCAGGGGCUGCGGGAUAAAGGCGAGGCGGCGUACGUCUGGGCACAUUGCGAAGAGGUCUUUCCCAUGACAUAUCCAGCGAUACGCGGUCGGCCAUCUUUUAUUGUGACAUUUGUUUUAAUCUCUCGAUAUCGAUCAAAACAAAUCUUCCAACUCGCGUUACGGGGAUAGCGCCGUACAAGGACUCCGGUAGGUCAUCCUAACAAUUGCUAUUCGAGGUGUCGGGUAUCAGCUACACUGGAAUGAUUGGUGUGUGUGUGUUUUGGCGCCGUAGCGUCAGAAGAGCCUGCUGUAGGCUAUGUAAAGGUCAGGGUGUGUGUGUGUGUCAGUGGUUAGGUGUGUGUACCCCGCAUGAAAGGUUCAUGAAGUGGAAUAUUGACAGGUACAGCACACACCAUACACUGCUCAGAGGACCGUGUUCAAUCUUGCCAAUUUCAUGCCGUCAGGGUCUAGAACCUUCUCUUCUCUCAGAACCGACGAGGACGCAAUCGAACGCUCUCCGAACCGUCACACCCAUGGUUUUGUUUGCUCAUCGAUAUCAACGUGUUUAUUUUUAUUUUUUUUAUUAUUAUUGUGACCUGAAUCAGUGUUAGCUAUCAAGUAUGUGUUUACAGUCCUGGGGGCAGCAACACUGAACUGCCUCCUCUCACGAGGCGAAGCGGUGCCAGAUGACUAUCAGAGUCUCAAGGACUCCAGGACAGCGUUUCAAAUGUACAACGACCACCAGUGCGACCCGGAGAUCCACACGACAGACGGGAGGUUUACGUGUGUGCGCGCGUAAGUCUCCGUCCAGGUUCAUGGUGGCGUCGCCAGUACCGUCCGGGGGGAGGGGAGGGAGGGGGUGGUAUCUGGAACAGCAGCAGGGCUGGUCCUGGGAGGGGUGGUGUACUGGUCGGGCCGACCACCUCGGUUGGGCCUUCACGACUCACAACCACGCAAGGGCUUGCUGCAGUACAACGUGUGUGUGUGUGUUUGUACCGGGGGGGGGGGGGAGUGUAUGUAUGUGUGUGUCAUAGUGGAGAUGGUUAUUGGCUCUGUGUGUGCGCGUUUGUGUGUGUGUAGCUUUGCAGGCGGUGCACUGCAGGGGAGUAACCGGAGGUGUGUAACUAGGACAGUGCCGACAGACAUGCUGCUACCUAAAUAAAAAGCGUAUGAGCGAGACGA